This is a messenger RNA of Pocillopora verrucosa, 2863 nucleotides long. Its product is annotated as serine/arginine repetitive matrix protein 2. The record is from RefSeq and is a predicted model, not a curated record. NCBI's taxonomy places the organism in Eukaryota, Metazoa, Cnidaria, Anthozoa, Scleractinia, Pocilloporidae.
GCGUUUGUUCGUAAUUUGUUAUGCUUUGAGUUCAGCUUGGUGAUUGUUUUGCGGUAAUUGUGGUCUAGCGAGGGAUAUUUCUUGAUCUAGGUGAUUAAGGAAAGUCAUUACCUCAAGCUGUGCCAGAAUGAUAUGUAAAUGUGGACUGGAAAGUCAAGCUGUCUGUUGCUGAAGCCGUUCGUAUUCACCCCGGCCGGCUGAGCAAGGCUGUUGACCUUUGACGAGCUAGUUUGUGCUGUAAAGUUUUCGAGGAGUACAUCACAAAAGACAAUACAGCUGCCUCUACAAUUGAGUCUUCAUUGAAGGUGUCAAAAUGGAAGUGAAGAGUGAUGGCAGUGAUGAAGAAAUGAAGGAUGAUAUUGAUUCUGUGCGUGGUCUGUUAGACAGGUUCAAGGAGGACAAGGAGAGGGAACUCCUUAAAGAGACCUCCUCAAGUUCAACUUAUGAGGAUGGAUACAGCUCAGCUGGUGAAAAUUUGGUUAGUGAACUUGUAAAGAAAUCAACAAAAUCAACCCUUGUGAUGAAUUUGAAACCUGUUUCCAAAACAAGGGAAACAUCAACAAAGAUGGGUUUGGGAGAUGCAGCAGCAGGGGAUGAUGAAGGAGAAUCUUCUGGUAAAGGAGUUUCACAGAAAAGAAAACAGGAUUCAUUCUUAGUUGAAGUUCAAGAGAGAGCUGAGGUGAUAAGUAAAAGUGCUCGAAAAGCUCCAGAAACAUUAGUAUCAUCAAUUGGACAAAAUGUUGAGGGUGAUCCAGAUACGGAAGAGUUUCUCAGAAAGAUCCGAGCUGCACCAUCCUCAUCAAAUGAAUUUCGUAUGGAGAACAACGAGACUAGACCGUUCAGAAGUAAAUCGGCCUCAGAGGUUGACUUAUCCGUGGUUGUGCCGAUUGCUUCAACUUUAAACUUGGAAAUUCAAAAGUCUAAAAUCCCUCUGGUGAGGUCAGGCUCGUUAAAGGAUCGUAGAAAACCCUCAGCUGCUUCCAGGCGGAAAAGUUUCAGGUCAAGUUUUAAUGAAGAUUUUGAUGAUUCAUUUGUUAUCAGCGAAGGAGAGGAGUCGAUGAACGAAGACCGCAGUGUCACACCUGGUGGUGGCUUCAUCAUAAAGAACCCGCCUCAGUGGGACGUAGGGGAGGCGGUGAGACCACGAACCAAGCCAAAGCCGAAGGUGAAGAGCAAAACUGUGUCUGGAAUAGCUCUACCAGGGCUGGCUGAUGCAUUAAUCAAGAAACAAAUUGCAGCUGAAAAUAAGCAGCGUUCCCAGGGUAGCGCAGCCGAAAUUGUCCGUGCGGCUGCCGAAAAUAAGAAGAACAUGGCAGCCAAGGAAGAAAAAUUAGAGAAAGAACCUGAAAAACCUGCUUGGUUCGUGGAGGCGGAGGCACGGAGGAAACUCCAUGAACAGCGACGGCAUCCCAAAAGUAAAGAACAAGGAGAGAGUGAAACUAGUCUGGGGCCAGAGAAACCGGUGAAUAAUGGUCCUGUGCUCAAGUCUUUACCUCAGAAACCUGAAGUUGGAAAAAAAAACUCUGUCGGUGGUGGGGUGAUGAGCGUUUUUCGCAAUAUUGUGCUUCGUCCUGUUCGGAAACCUGACGCAGUUCCAACCAAAUCCGAGGACGACAGCGAUGCUACGAAGUCGUUUAAUGUUUGUCUUCGUCCCGUGUCUAAAGCAGGUCCUUUAGAUAACCAAGCAGAUGAAAUAAAGGGAAGUUUUCAACCAGUGCGUUUGAAACCUAUUGCUCCCCGUCUCGCAAGACCCUUGAGUUCCUCAGUCACGAAUACCGAAGCAACACCAUUGCGCACACGAACGCCUCUCGAAAAAACAUCUAGUUCACAGUCGGUUCAACUAGAAAAAAGUGCACGUGAGUAUCACACCAUCCCUCCUCUUGCCCCGAUAACUUUAGAGCGUUCGGAACCGAGGGUUUCCGAAAGUUUUUCGUCACCUACGAAUGGUGAACGAGUCACGAUUUCCUCGAACUACUUGAGUGGCCCUCAUAAACUUCCCCCAAGUACAACGCCUAAACCUUCCAACAGAUCUAAGACAGUGACAGUCACCGCUUCUGAAGUGCCGCAGCUUUCAUCAGUUAAGCGAAGAAGCGUAGAGUUAAUACAAGCCAGAGUGGAAAAGAAAUCUUCGGGACCUUCAAGUUCAGCCGUGCCAUACGGGGACCUGAGCGGAUCCCGAAGAGGAAGUGAUGCGCGAGAUAGAGCAGAGACAUAUGACUCGGCUUUCAGGCCAACUUAUACUGGGGACGUGCUGCCGCAGUGGAAGAUCGAACUCAUUGAGAAGAAAAAGAACUCAACGACUUCACGCGAAGGGUCAAACAAAGAUCGUCCUCAUCAGACGCAGAUCACGAACGCAGUUGUUGUUCCACCUUGGAAGAAGGAACUGGCUGAAAAACGAAAGCAACGCUCUCCGGUCACUGGUAACCAGGCCUCCGGCAAAGAGAAUGAACCGAGUACGUUUUCGGAACUACCGCUAUGGCAAAGGGAAAUCGCCGAGAGAAGAAAGCGCCGAGAAUUUUUGCCAGGUCAAGAGCUCCCUGAGAAAACAGACAACUCUACAGAAAGACCUGAAUGGCAACGGAGACUGAAAAACACACGACGAAACCAACCGAUCGUGGCCCCAAAAGGACCAUCGGAAGAUUCGGCAGAGUCGGUACCGAGUUUUAUGAAGGAGUUUGAGAAGAAAAAAAGAGCGUGUCCUCGUGGAGGCAGUAGAAACUCAAGUUACGUUUGACGUCGGAAAAAAAACAUAGCAAAGUGCAUAUCUCUUCUCCCUUCUUGCAUUUGAUAAAUAUGAUUUCUAAUGUGUUCAACAGAUUUCUAUGAUUUUUACAAAAACAUAUUAAAAAAACACAUUCAAACA